Molecule: messenger RNA, 1910 nt
Organism: Anguilla anguilla (European eel)
Lineage: Eukaryota; Metazoa; Chordata; Actinopteri; Anguilliformes; Anguillidae
Product: solute carrier family 35 member F4
Exons: 7
Coding region: 1-1257 (418 amino acids)
Cellular component (GO): membrane
Source: RefSeq, a predicted model, not a curated record
AUGAACAAGCUAACGGCCAAAGUGUCUCCUUCCCCCGCUGCUGUUGCUCCUGUUGCCCUCUCGCCUCCUGCCCCUCCAGAUGACGCAGCAGGGGAGGAAGCGACCAUGUCCGAAAUGGCAGGGUCUGAGGGGGACAGUGCGACAGGGUGCUGUGAUCGCUGCCCAUUGGUUGGCAUCAGGCGGGUGGCAUGGGGGGUGGUGCUGGGGGGUGCCGUUGCAUUGGCCUGGACUGCCAGCACACACAGCGCCAAGCUGGUCCUCCUCAAACUCCACGCCCCCUUCUUCAUCACCUGGUUCUGCAGCACCUGGAACCUUCUUGUCUUCCCCUUGUACUACCUGGGACAUCUAAUCGGAUCGGACCAGAGGCAGAGGCCAGUGACUCGCUUCAGGGAGUGCGGCGAGGCCCUGGGAGGAGGGGCGGUGCCCUUGCGGGCGCUCCUGCGAAGCUCCGCCCCCUUCUCCGUGCUGUGGAGCCUCUCCGGCUACCUGUACCUGCUGGCGCUGACCCGUAUCUCAGCCAGCGACGCCAGCACCGUCCUGUGCUGCAGCCAGGCCUUCACCUUCCUGCUGUCCUGGAUUGGCCUGCGUGACCGCUUCAUGGGCGUCAGGAUAGUGGGAGCCAUCCUCUCCAUCACUGGAAUUGUCAUGAUGGCCUAUGCUGAUGGUUUCCACAGUGACUCCAUCACUGGGGUGGCACUUGGGGUGGGCUCUGCUUCCACCUCCGCCCUGUACAAGGUGCUGCUGAAGCGGAGGGUGGGGGAAGUUGGUGCGGGCGUAGCCAGUGUGCUGCUGUCCUGCGUGGGCCUGUGCAGCUGCGCUCUGCACUCCUGGAUGUGUGUGCUGCUCUACCUCACCCACGUGGAGUACUGGCCCUUCUCCCAGCGCAUGCCCUGGGACAUGCUGUGUGGCCUGGCUGCGCUGCUACUUGCUUUCAAUGUAUUGGUGAAUUUGGGGGGAGUUCUCACGUACCCCACAUUCAUCUCCUUGGGGGUCCUGCUGAGUGUCCCAGCAAGCACCGCUGCAGAUUUGUACCUGACUGGAGCUUCCCAGCUCAGCCAGGUGAGGCUGGCUGCUGCGGGAAUCAUUGGGACUGGCUACCUUCUCCUGCUGCUUCCAGAGCAUUGGGAUGAUAGUGCCCUCAGGUGGCUGGGAGGACUAUGGCAUGGCGGGUGGCAGAAGGACAGAAUGGCUGGAGAGGAGAUCGGCAUCGAGGGUUCAACUGGUGCCCGACCAAAGCCCAAACCAGCACUGGCCUGACAUGACAGAAAGUAGUAGAAAUGAAGAGGGUGAAUGAGAAAUGUGCUCUCUCAGGCUCAGCAUGUUCCCAUAAUUUCACACACGCAUGAGUGUGUGUAACUGUUAACCCUUGUAUUGUUCAUUUGUGCCAGCGAGUCCAGCACUGGUUAUAGCAGUCCCCAGGGAUGAAAAGUGUGAAUCAAAUGAGUAUCCCAUACCACGUUGUGCAACAGCGACUCCUCUGGUCAGCGUGGUGCCUGCAGUCUGCCUGCGCUAGCUGUGCAUAAUGGCGGCCAUGUCUGCGCAGCCCAGCUGGCUGCCCAGACCGCAAGCACUAGUCCGGAGUCGCUAAAAUUGACCGAAGAUGUUGGACGGGAUCACAAAUAUGAGAGAAAAUUCCAAACUGCAGAGAAAUUUUUUUUUGAGAAACCCUUGCGGAAAAAAAGAGGCACAUGCUUUCCAUACACACCUGAGUAAACGACAGCUGUCACUGAAAUGCGCAUUAUUGAAAACACAGUAGGCCUACAUAAAAUGCUUUUUAAUCCAUCCAGUACAUGAAAAUAUUAAAUUACCAAUAUUAUAGCACAAGAUAGGUUUCUGAGUAUGUACUGUAUGGUUUGCAUGGUCCUGCUGAACCACACAUGGAAGGCAAACACCGGUUGACCCACUACUUU